UUGAAUACAAACGGGCAAAAGCUAUUUUCUAAAGGAAAGAAGACUAAGCUGGAAUCUCUUGUUUACCUUUGCCUCUUUGUUUACAUCCUUCGAGACAACUCUCUCAAAAUGGUUGUUCGAUGGCGGGCGACAUAGUUCAUCUCAUCCAUGGAAGAUGAGACUUUAAACCCUAACCCUAAUACUUGAACUUUUCAAUUAGGGUUUCUGUCGUCAAUAGUUCCUCCCUUAACAUCCCUUCAACCUGAUGCCGAUCGACGCCGUUCCAAAGCCGGCUGCUCCUUCGCCGAUUCUCGAUCGAUUUCGGCUCCUUCUUAAGGAAAGAGAAGCAGAUUUUAGGGUUUCUAAUGGCUUCAACGACGUCGUUUCAGUUCCUCCACCAUCUACUGAUGAGAUUGUAAGAUUUUACGAAGAUGUCCUCGCUGAAUUAACUUUUAAUUCGAAGCCAAUAAUCACAGAUCUUACUAUUAUUGCUGGUGAACAAAGAGAACAUGCUGAGGGUAUUGCUGAUGCUAUUUGUGCUAGGGUAUUAGAGGUUCCUGUAGAUCAAAAGUUGCCCUCUUUGUAUUUAUUGGAUAGCAUUGUCAAGAAUAUUGGUCGUGAAUAUGCUAGGCACUUUGCUUCUCGUUUGCCAGAGGUGUUCUGUGAGGUUUAUAGACAAAUCCCUCCAAAUUUGCAUACUUCAAUGCGACAUCUAUUUGGAACCUGGUCCACUGUCUUUCCAUCAACUGUUCUUCUAAAGAUAGAAGAUGAAUUGCAGUUCUCCCCAAGGGUAAAUCAACCACCUUCCAACUUAGCUAGCAUAAGGGCUUCAGAAUCCCCUCGGCCCUCUAUACAUGUCAAUCCCAAAUAUUUGGAAGCAAGACGACAUUUUGAUGAUUCAACAAUUAAUAAAAAUAUCUCAUUUGAGAGGGGGGGGUCCAACUUAAAGACACUGGGUCAGAAGCAUUCUAUUGAACAUGAAGAUUAUGAAUAUUAUCAAGGAGAAGGCACAACCUCUCAUGUUGAUUCUAAAAGGUUAAAUUAUACGGGAUAUGGUGGCCGUUCAUCUUUUCCAUUGUCAACAGAUAAGUUGCUCACACCUGUGAGUGGUCUGGCUCGGCCUUUAUCACCUUCAGUUGAAGAAUUUUCUGUCUCCAGCUCACCAGGAAGGGUGUUUGAUAGAGUGUCUCCAUCUCGUCCAGGAUAUAAUCAUGGGCGUAAGAGAGGAAGAGGCGAAGAAAUUAGCGACUGGCAGAAAAGACAUCACGCCAACGAUUCUUAUCGUGGUUUUGAAAAUGUUGCUAACUAUGGUUUUAGCAACAUUUAUGAACAUGACAGGCCAAGGGCUUUGAUUGAUGCUUAUGGCCAUGACGAUGGGCAAAGGCCUUUGAAUGAGAAACCUCUGGGUAUGAAUGGCCUGAAUGUGAAUGGUGUAUUUAGUAAAAUUCCUGAAACCUCAUGGCAGAACACUGAAGAAGAAGAAUUUAACUGGGAAGAUAUGAACCCUACAUUAGCCGAUGGGAAGACCAGGAAUGCAACUCUGCCGCCCAGAGUUGUUGGAGCUAUGCCUGAUAUUAGUUCUCUCAGCUCCAGGCAUGUUGAUCCCAUUUUCAGAAGGAAUGGGGCAGCGUCUAAUCAGAUAUCUGGGCUAGGGAAUUCUUUAAAAGCAGUUGAAGAUGGUAAAUUAUCUCGUGUUCCAAGAAAUGAGAUGAAUCAUUCUCAGGGAGCUUGGAAGUUGCAUGCUAAUCUUUCUGUACCUGCAGCUGUUACUGGCAGAGAAAAUAUAAAUGCAAAUGGAGGGUCUUCAUCUUUGUUUGAUGAAAAACCUUUUUCAGCUAAUCAAUUUUCUGCAGUCCCAAUGCAGCUUAGUGAGGUCUCUAAUGUUAUCUCUAGAGUUGCUUCGUCAGGUUCUAACUCCCUUGAAGUAAGAGCUCCUUCGCCUGUUGUGUCAACAGUUCCAACUGUCUCAUGGUCUUCUACCACGAGUUCACCUAAUAUGCUGCCUUUGCCACCUGUGCAUCCACCACAAAAACAUCCUAGAGCAUCUUUUGAUUUUAGAAACCAUAGUUAUAGUAUAAUCAAUCAAGGCCAUCAACACUCUGAAACUGAUGACAAAAGAAAUUUGAUUCCUGUAAAGCCGGCACAGCGCCCUCAGUUUAGCUUUACUCCUUUGCCCCAUUUAACACAGCAACCACCAUCAUUUCAGCAGCAAUUGCAUCGGCCUCAAGAGCCUCGACAGAAUGCUGUCCCUACUGUUUCUCCUCUACCACCGCAGAUGAGACUGCCAUCUGCUAGCCUUGGAUAUACACCAGUGGGUCAUGGGUUUGGCUCUAAUAAUAUCAUCCGCAAUCCAGUAUCUGGUCCUCAUCCUGCUAUGCCCAUUUUAAAUGUGCCCAAUGGUUCUGUGCACUUCCAUGCACCUAUGGCACCACUCCCUCUAGUCCCUCGCCCUGUCACUCAAUUUCUACCGCUUCCACAGAGUUCUGGUCCCCUUACUAACCAACCACCGGCUGCUGCUAUUUCUGGUUUACUUAAUUCUCUUGUUUCCCAAGGUUUAUUGAAACAAACUCCUGUACAGGAUUCUCUUGGAUUGGAGUUUAACCCCGACCUUCUUAAAGUGCGUUAUGAUUCAGCCAUAAAGGCUUUGUAUGAUGAUCUACCCAGACAGUGCACCACAUGUGGCCUGCGUUUCAAGACUCAAGAAGAACACAGUAAGCAUAUGGAUUGGCACGUGACUAAGAAUCGAAUAUCAAAAAACCGUAAACACAAUCCUUCUCGUAAGUGGUUUGUCAGUGUGAGUAUGUGGCUCAGUGGUGCGGAAGCGCUGGGGACUGAUGCAGCGCCUGGAUUUUUGCCAACUGAAAGUGUUGUUGAAAAGAAAGAUGAUGAAGAGAUGGCAGUUCCAGCAGAUGAGGAUCAGAAUACCUGUGCCUUGUGUGGAGAACCUUUUGAAGAUUUUUAUAGUGAUGAAACUGAAGAAUGGAUGUACAAAGGAGCUGUGUACCUGAAUGCACCUUGCGGGUCAACUUUAGGUAUAGACAGGUCACAGCUUGGCCCUAUUGUGCACGCAAAAUGUAGAUCUGAUACUAGUGGUGCCCCGACCUGAAGAACCAAGGGCAUUCGAGAGGCUUCACAAAGGAUACACAUGAGAAUUUACUGUCAAAUUUAGAUGCCUUUUUUUUCUGUAUCAUUAUUAUGAGUUUAAUCUUGGUAGUGUUAGGAUCUUGCAUUUUUUUUCUUCCCAUUUCCCCCCCUCGUUUCGUGAUUUUCGUACCUUGGUGCUCAAGUGGUGAAAUCAUGCCAGAAUUAUGUACAUACAGCGGAGAUAUACCAAUCCAUAAUCCCUUUUUGGGGAAGCAAAAUGCUUUGGCUCAAGAAAUUUUCGUUUGCUUACUUUUCUCCAUUGAACGAUAGGUUUACUUCUCCCAGAUGCAACCUCUGUUGAGUUUUAUUUCUUUACGUUUUGUAAGUUUCCUUUUACCUCUCCAUAUGUUUAUUUGCUUAGACCGAGCUAAAAUUGAGUCGGAAAAUAUGGACGUUUAUUCUGCAAACAUAGUGUUAUCUUGUAUGUCGACUGCAGGUAAGGUUUGUAACAAGCAACUCUAGCUUGACUCCAUUGGUGCGAGCUGUGCUUAUCUUGUGAGGGCAUGAAGACGUGAAAUGGAAGAGUUUGCCUUGUUAUUUUAGUGAUUGGAAAAUGUUUCACAAUAUUUAUUGGACUUGUAUUUUACUUUAUUUUAUAUUUUAUAUUUAAUAUUUAAUGGUACAAUAUUACCAGUCAUGGAGUUGUGAAGAUUACAUUUCAUUUGGGACAUUAUAAUGUAUUAUAUCCUUUAAUUGUUUAAUUGAAUCCUCUAAAUUUAACUCUGUUUUAGUAUUUUUUGUCU
This is a messenger RNA of Amaranthus tricolor (Joseph's coat), 3866 nucleotides long. Its product is annotated as polyadenylation and cleavage factor homolog 4. Lineage: Eukaryota; Viridiplantae; Streptophyta; Magnoliopsida; Caryophyllales; Amaranthaceae. The transcript has 7 exons. Gene Ontology annotation, molecular function: RNA polymerase II complex binding; mRNA binding. The record is from RefSeq and is a predicted model, not a curated record. Gene Ontology annotation, biological process: termination of RNA polymerase II transcription. Gene Ontology annotation, cellular component: mRNA cleavage factor complex; cytoplasm. Bases 245 to 3085 code for a protein of 946 amino acids.